AUGAGUAAGUUGAGUGAUGUUGCACUGAAAAUGUUCAAAGCGAGAGGAACAAGUCAUGCAUUGAAGACGAAAGGAUACGAUGACGUGAACAUAGAAUCGAAGCUAUUGUUCCGCUCAAAGCGAGCGCUGAGUGCUGUAAAUUUAUUUUGUCCCUCAUCGAACAUUCAAGCGGAUGUGAACGAACGUCAUGCAUUACGGCACUCGUGCGCUAAACGAGAUUCUGAUUAG
This is a messenger RNA of Anisakis simplex (herring worm), 228 nucleotides long. The record is from the annotation of a GenBank genome assembly. NCBI's taxonomy places the organism in Eukaryota, Metazoa, Nematoda, Chromadorea, Rhabditida, Anisakidae.